Molecule: messenger RNA, 828 nt
Organism: Bicyclus anynana (squinting bush brown)
Lineage: Eukaryota; Metazoa; Arthropoda; Insecta; Lepidoptera; Nymphalidae
Product: multiple coagulation factor deficiency protein 2 homolog
Exons: 6
Coding region: 133-657 (174 amino acids)
Molecular function (GO): calcium ion binding
Source: RefSeq, a predicted model, not a curated record
GCUUGCGCUGUAUAAUUGAUUUCUCCUGUCAUUUCAGUGACGCCGUGCGAGCUUACAUAGGUCAAAGUAAAAUUAUUGUUUAUAUUCGUUUUAUAAUAAAAAUAAACCGAGGGACAUAGUUAUGUGACAAAAAUGUUACUAAACGCGUAUUUCAUCCUCUUAUUGAACUGGUUGUCGCCUUGUACGGGUCGCGGGCCACACCAUCCUCACGGCCAACACGUGGUCGACCACAAGCACCACCACUACAAGCCUAUCUCGUCUGAAUCUCUCACCAGUGAUGCGAAGCUCUUACACGAUACCAAACAUUUAGAAGAAGAUACAAAAUCUCUAACAGCAGAGGCAUUAGCUAAGAUGACGCCUGAAGAACUAGAAUUCCAUUACUUUUCUUCACAUGAUUAUGAUAAAAACUCAAAAUUGGAUGGAUUAGAAAUGUUAAAAGCGGUAUAUCACACAAUAGAACACUCUUUUCCUGAACCAGCUGAGGAUGACUCUAUUGAACCCGCAGCAUCAGAUAUGGAUACGUUUAUUGCUAUAGUUGAUCGUACAUUACAGACAGAUGAUACUGAUGGUGAUGGAUAUGUCUCAUAUUCAGAAUACAGAGCUGCACGUAUCAAUAAUACUGAUGAUAGAACACCAAGGAUUCUCAACUCACCGUAAACAAGGCGUAUUUUCGACUGCAAGUUGUUCUACGUGCAUUGAUAGCGCGUGUGGCAGGGCAUCCCUCGCUCGCCCCACGACGCUGCCUCUCUGAUACCGUUGGAUAUGUCUUCGUAUGGUUCCAAUUCGUUACUGUCACUGGAAUAAAAUGUGGAAUGUUAUGUUUAUUUA